AUGAUCAAAGAUCAAGAAAUCAAGAAAUCAGAAUCAGAACCAGCUAUAGCUGAAGAUACUACAGAAUCAUAUGCAAUUAUGUUACAGAGUGAGAAUAAGAAAAUGUUUCUUCAGAAGCUACCUAAGAAGCUUCAGAAUAAGAUUAUUGACAAAGCAAAGCUCAAUUUUUUGGACAAUAUAUUGCCUACUGAUUUUAGAAAAGUCAUUCAGAUGACUAUAAAUUUGAUUAACCAGUAUAAAGAGAAUAAGAAGAUCUUUAAACAAGAUGAAAUAAAGCAGAAAGAAAUAAAAAAGCUUGUUAAAGCCCUAAAAAAAACAGCUAGUUCCACAAAGACUAAAGAAUCUGAAUUGAAAUCUAAAGCCAAGAGCUCUGAGGAUACCAAUAUUGAAGCUGUAAUUGAAAAGAUGUUUAAUAAGUUUACAAAUUUAGCAUUGAUUAUGAGAGUACAGUCAAAUAAGGUUCAAGAAAAUCCCCAUCAGUACUAUAUACUGCAGAGAAAAGAGCCUUCAAAACCUAUACUAAAUUAUCCAACAAAUGUGACCACUAAUUUUGCAAUGGUACAAGAGAAUACUUAA
Molecule: messenger RNA, 576 nt
Organism: Coccidioides immitis RS
Lineage: Eukaryota; Fungi; Ascomycota; Eurotiomycetes; Onygenales; Onygenaceae
Exons: 3
Coding region: 1-576 (191 amino acids)
Source: RefSeq, a predicted model, not a curated record